Molecule: messenger RNA, 2671 nt
Organism: Zeugodacus cucurbitae (melon fly)
Lineage: Eukaryota; Metazoa; Arthropoda; Insecta; Diptera; Tephritidae
Gene: fd59A
Product: fork head domain-containing protein FD3
Exons: 2
Coding region: 856-2253 (465 amino acids)
Biological process (GO): anatomical structure morphogenesis; cell differentiation; regulation of transcription by RNA polymerase II
Molecular function (GO): RNA polymerase II cis-regulatory region sequence-specific DNA binding; DNA-binding transcription factor activity, RNA polymerase II-specific
Source: RefSeq, a predicted model, not a curated record
UGGUUCAGGGGAAGGUAAGGUCUGAUGAGGAUGGGGCAAGGCAGCAGCGACAGCCGAAACGGAAUCAGAAUUAUUCGAGCUGCAUAAACAUCGGAACGCUGACAAAAGCUGAUGGAAGCAGCAGUGGUUUUGUGAUAAAUAAAUGUUUGGUUAUGUAAAGCGUGAAGCAAAACAGCAGGAAAAGCCAGAAAAAAGAGUCGAACGAAAAAGUUUCGUUUUCGUUGUAGUUCAGCCAACAUUUGCUAAAAGGAUUCGCGUAACAUCAGACAAGAAUACAGAGCGGAUACAUUUAUUUUUAGAGUGUACUAGUUAAUACAUUUGGCGGCGGACAUUAUUAACGGUUUGGCGUAGCGACACUAUCGCAGCAACUGCCGAACUGAAAUGAACGAAAAUCGAACGAAUACGUCCUUCGAUGACUAGCAAACCAAUUGCAAAUUGAAAUUUUUUUUUUUUGGCAAAAUUUAUAAAUAAAUUUAAACAAUAUAAUCAAGUGCGAGAAGUGCGUUAAGUGAAAUUAGUUCCUACGAAACACUAUAACUCUGAAAGUGCGAAAGUGACGGAUUUGUUUUACGAAGUGUAUCCAUAGAAGAAAAACAAGAUUUGUGAUAAAAUGCGCCACUUAUUACGCAAUUAAAGUUAUAAAGUGGAAAAUUGAUAAUUUAAAUAAAGAAAGUCAAAGAAAAGUGCGUAAGGAAUAUACAUAAUAAGGAUCAAAGCAUAUUAUUUAAAUUGCUUUUUGUAAGAAAGACGCAAUGGUUAUUGUUUCAUCUCAAAAGAAGUUAAUCAUUUUAAAUUAAUUGAACUCUUUAAUUUAAUUCCGUUUGAUUUCCUUGUCGUACAAACAUCGUAUUGGGCAUGCACACCUCAGUGGAUUCUACAAUUGCUUGCAGUAACGCCCAUCAUCACACUCGACUGCAAUUGUCUCCGCCCCGUCAAAAGUUAAGACCCGCCUCCAACACACACAGCUCAAUUUCAUCUCCGUUAGCGAUGACAUCUGCAGCUAAUUUAGCGGAGGAAAAAUCUGGGUCCAACAGUGGUUGCAGUAGCAGCAGCACCAACGACAAUUCCACCGGUACACCGCUGGUCAAACCGCCCUAUUCAUACAUUGCCCUCAUCACUAUGGCCAUCCUUCAAUCGCCACAUAAAAAGCUCACACUAAGUGGCAUCUGUGAUUUUAUAAUGUCAAGGUUUGCAUACUAUAAGGAUAAGUUUCCUGCUUGGCAAAACUCCAUCCGCCACAAUCUGAGUCUAAACGAUUGCUUUAUUAAAGUUCCACGCGAACCAGGAAACCCGGGCAAGGGCAACUUCUGGACAUUAGAUCCCUUAGCCGAAGAUAUGUUCGACAAUGGGAGCUUCCUUAGGAGGCGAAAGCGAUACAAACGACCACCCGCUAUGCAGAGGUUCCCGUUUCCAGCGGUUUUCGGUUCGAUUUCGCCAUUCUGGAUAAGGAAGCCGGUGCCGUUAGUACCAGUACAUUUUAACGUUGCUAAUUUCGCAAAUAAUCGCGAUUGCUUCGAUAUGUUGCAUACACCAACGGAUGUUUUCGACGCGGCGCGAAGAGAAGAGAAAAAAUUCAACUUUUUCGCCGGAGCGGAUGCGCUUGGCUAUCAGAACAACGACAAAUUCGACACCAUCUGUCAAAAUGUGUCAUUUAUGAGGAAAAAUGCAAACGUCCUUAGUGUGAUGGACGAUAUCCAAAAACAUGACCAUAUUCAAGAUAAGUACACUAGAUUGCAUACAACCGUCGGAUCGGCAGCAAGCUUUAUCGAUGAGCAAAACAAUGAUUGCAGCAAUUUACUUCAAUGCAAAGAGUCCAAUAUGUUCAAUGAAAGCGAUGACUUGUCCUGUGAUAGAAUUGAUGUCGAAAGCUCCAACGAACAUGACUCCCACAUAUCAGACUCAAUUGAUAGUGUAUGUACAAAUAAUAGAUUAGAUCAGCAGUUAGAAGGCGAGGAAGCUGGAAAAGCAAGUGCUGCCGCUUUGAAAAGAUCUUCUCCAUACAUUUUACUAUUCGAAAAUUCGGAAAUUUCGAAUAGCUCGACACCUGGCGUGACCUUUGCAGACCAGCAUAAAAGCAAUCACAGCUUUGCGGGCCUUAAGGACGCACCGGCCAUUAAGUAUAGCGAGGAUGAAUCUUACAAGCAAACUGUAAUACCGUUCGACUAUGAUCAUGUUAGGUCCACAAAGCACAACAAUGCGAAAGAUUUUCGCAUCGAAACGUUAAUUGGGAAUGGUGACGAAGUCAGCGGUUAGAAAUGUGAAUCUUGGAAAUUACACAAACCAAAUUAUUUUAGCGCAACAAAUGUAAAUUUUUCUAUUCCACUAAAAUAUGUUAGGUUUACUUCGACAAACUGCAACUUCAAAUAUGAUUAUGUAUGCAGUAAAUUUUAAAAUACAUGUAUAUUUCUUGAAAUUGGUAUUAUGUUUAUGUGAGUGUCGCAAAACAGAUUAAUGUGUUAUGUAAAUUGUACGGUAGUUUAUCAGUAUGAAAAAAAAUGGAAUUUAUAAAUAAAUGAACUAUCCAGUUUUAAAAUUAAUAUUUCAUUUCUUAAUAACAGUUAUCUGAUUGCUUUAACUUGGAUAAUGGGAAUGGAACCACUAUUUUUUGAAGAAUAUUGGAAUCUUUUAAGAUCCUUAUGAUACUGUUGUUAGGGGAAAUAGGCUCAAUUUA